Carlito syrichta (Philippine tarsier) is the source of this 1605-nucleotide messenger RNA. It is a transcript of the gene PROZ, whose product is annotated as protein Z, vitamin K dependent plasma glycoprotein. Gene Ontology annotation, cellular component: extracellular region. The record is from RefSeq and is a predicted model, not a curated record. Lineage: Eukaryota; Metazoa; Chordata; Mammalia; Primates; Tarsiidae. Gene Ontology annotation, molecular function: calcium ion binding; serine-type endopeptidase activity. Bases 1 to 1356 code for a protein of 451 amino acids. The transcript is spliced from 7 exons. Gene Ontology annotation, biological process: proteolysis; blood coagulation.
AUGCUGGUGUAUCCGCUGCUAACCCGCGAGGCCUGUCCCCUGGCAACAAAACCCGGCGCCUGUCCUUCUCGCGGGGCAACCAGGGUGGCUCUGGGGACCCCACGGAGCCCUGUGGCCGAGAGCCGGGGACCCCAGGAUGGGAGGGCGGAGCCUCAGGUCCCGAGGGUGUGGCCGCACGGACGCCGUCCUCUGCUCUUCCACACAGUGUUCCUCUCGGCCUCGAGCGCCCACGCCGUCCUGGCGAGGGGGCGGCGUGCGGGCACCUUCCUGCUGGAGGAGCUCUUCCAGGGAAACCUGGAGAAGGAGUGCUUCGAGGAAGUCUGCGUCUACGAGGAAGCCAGAGAAGUGUUUGAAGACGGAGCAGCCACGGAGGGAUUCUGGCAGGUGUAUGGGGGCGGCUCCCCGUGCGUGUCCCAGCCCUGCCUCCACAACGGGUCGUGCCAGGACCACAUCCGCGGCUUCACCUGCACCUGCAGCCCCGGCUACGAGGGCAGGACUUGUGCCCUGGCUAAGAAUGAAUGUCACCCAGAGCGGACGGACGGGUGCCAACACUUCUGCCUCCCGGGACAGGAGUCAUACACGUGCAGCUGUGCACAGGGCCACCGGCUGGACAAGGACCGUCGAGGCUGCGUCCCCCACGACCCGUGCGCCUGUGGGGUCCUGCCUGUCCAGCGCGCCCCCGCCCCGGGGAGGAGUGAGCAGAGCCCACCUGAGCUCCCAUGGCAGGUGAAACUGACAAAUUCCGAAGGAGAAGACUUCUGUGGCGGGGUCAUAAUACAGGAAAAUUUUGUGCUGACAACGGCCAGAUGUUCACUAUUACACCGCAAUAUUAGAGUGAAAACAAGUUUUAACAGAACCAGUGAGGACCCACGGGCCAUCGGCGUCAAGCGCGUGCACGUGCACCUGUGGUAUGACCAAGAGACAGGGGACAACGACGUGGCACUGCUGGAGCUGGCGGGGCCCGUCCCCUGCCCGGGUGCAGGGGCCCCUGUGUGCACCCCCGAGACGGACUUCGCUGAACACGUGCUCGUCCCGCGAACAGGCGGCCUCCUCAGCGGCUGGGUCACAGGCGGCGCCCGCCUGGGCACCUCUCUGGCCACACUGCCUGUCACACACGUGGACGGCGCGGAGUGUGGACAGGUCCUCAACAUGACCGUCACCACUAGGAUGUCCUGUGAGAGGGGGGCCAUGGCAGCCGGGCACUGGGCAGAGGGCAGCGUGGUGACCAGGCAGCACGGGGGCACCUGGUUCCUCACGGGGGUUGUGGGCUCGCAGCCGGCAGGAGGCAGGACUGCCACGUUCCUUGUCACCAAGCUCUCGAGGUACUCCCUGUGGCUUAGGCGGGUCCUGAAGUAGCCGGAGCCCAGCCAGCCGGAGGGGACCGGACCCCGGUGGGAUUCCAGGCCUCCAUGGCCACCGUGGGGGUGUCAGAACGUCAGAUAGUUAAAGCUGUCAUGGCACAGAGCAACCGGCCACCCCAGAACGCCAGUUCCCGCUCACUAGGUGUUACUGAGGGCUGCGAUAGUUCCUGAGCCAGAACUUUGUCGAAACAGAGACCUCAGAGAAAAAUGGCACAUUACACAAUAAAAUGCUCUGCCAGUCGUG